AUGGCGACAAGUUUGUUCUAUGUUUUGAUUUGUCUCCUUGUCCUUGUAGUAACAAAAUUGCCUUUUGUAGUUGAAACAAGACGUCUAGCACACCCCAAGACUCAAUACUCCAAUUUCCUUACCGAUCUUGAAGGUCUGAGCAAGGGCCAGACAGCCAAAGGGAUCCCCGAGCUGAGACACUACCUCAAGAGAUAUGGAUACUUGAACAACGAAUACAGUCGGGAUGAUAACAACGAAGAAUUAUAUGACGAGGUUUUGGAGUCUGCAGUAAAACUUUAUCAGACAUUUUUCAAAUUGAAUGUUACUGGGAAGCUGGAUUCAGAGACCAUUAAAGUAAUGUCAAAGCCAAGGUGUGGAGUAGCUGAUAAUCCUGUUCAAGUACUGUCGAAGAGGAAGCUGAAGGAGGAGGCCGUGGAUGGCACACAACAACACAACUUCAUCAAUAUAGUUGAGGACUACGCAUUUUUUGAGGGAAAACCAAAGUGGCCAUAUACUCAAAUCAGAUACAGAGUCGACUCUGGCAUUCAAUAUCCAGAAGGUAUAAAUGAAACGCAGUUCAAAACUGCUUUAGAAAUAACAGGAAUAGUAUAUACAGAAAAUUGCGUUUUGCAAAUUGAGGAAGCUUUAGAGGGUCAUCCACCUGACGUCAGGACGGGUUUCUAUAGAGGUGAUCACGGUGAUGGUUAUCCGUUCGCCGCUUCAACUUUAGGCCAUGCUUUUUCGCCAACUGAUGGAAGGAUGCAUUUUAAUGCCGACCAAGAUUUUAGCAUCAACGAUCCAAUCGGCCCAAAUCAAUAUGACCUCGUGUGGACAGUUAUGCAUGAAUUUGGACAUGUUCUUGGACUUGCCCAUACUCAAGUCGGAAAUGCUAUCAUGUAUCCAACGGCUGAUCCUGGGGUCAUGAAAAGGUAUUUGAGCGAAGAUGAUAUUCAAGGUAUAACUACUUUAUAUCCUUGGCCGCCUUUUUAA
Molecule: messenger RNA, 969 nt
Organism: Ziziphus jujuba (common jujube)
Lineage: Eukaryota; Viridiplantae; Streptophyta; Magnoliopsida; Rosales; Rhamnaceae
Product: metalloendoproteinase 1-MMP-like
Exons: 1
Coding region: 1-969 (322 amino acids)
Biological process (GO): extracellular matrix organization; collagen catabolic process; proteolysis
Cellular component (GO): extracellular matrix
Molecular function (GO): zinc ion binding; metalloendopeptidase activity
Source: RefSeq, a predicted model, not a curated record